AUGCAAAUGAAACGUUUCGCUUUGAAAAAGAGACUUCUCCAAUACAGCGCUGCUGUAACUGGUUUGCUGGUGACUUUCUGUAGCGGGCUACACUUUGGAUGGACUUCGCCGUAUUUGCCCGUACUUCUCGGUGAAGAUUCCCCAAUUCCGAUAACCGCGGAGGAAUCAUCUUGGGUGGGUAAUAUGUACCUUUUGGGCGGUGUGAGUGGUAGCCUUUUGCUGAGCGUUAUCGGGCGCCUAAUUGGAAGGAAGACGCUUCUGUUGUGGUCAAGCGUGCCGUUUUGUGUAUCGUGGCUGGUAAUCGCGUUUGCCACUACGUUACUAGAGCUAUUAACCGGUCGAUAUAUAGCAGGCUUCUGCGAAGGGGUGGCGUUUCCGAUCCUUGUGAUUUACCUCAGUGAAAUAUCCGAUGAUGAAAUACGGGGGAUGUUGUGCUCUGCAAUUACGGUCUCCCUUUAUUUGGGUGUUAUGGUGAUUAAUGUGAUUGGAACGUAUAUGACUAUCAAAAUGGUGUCGCUGGUGUGCCUGGCAAUACCUAUACUCCUCUUCGUCCUUUUUUUUUGGAUGCCCGAGUCGCCCAACUAUCUACUGAUGAAAGGUAAACACGAAGAAGCAAGACAGAGCUUUAUUGCACUGAAAGGUUCAGAAGACGCCGACCGCAAGUUAGACGUCGUUGCAAAUGCUAUUCAGCAAGAAAGUUUAAACAAAGCCUUCAUCUCAAUACUCAAAAGAAUGAACCACAGGAAACUGCUGACGUUAGUGGGCCUCCGUGCUACUCAACAGUUUAGCGGUGUUGUCCCUUUUAAUAUCUACGCGCAGACCGUUUUUAUGGAAAGCGACGCUUUUGUGUCACCGUUACUUGGGGUGGUCAUCUUCUAUGCCGUCCAAAUUGUAUUUUCCGUACUGAGCUCGCUACUGGUAGAUAAAUUGGGCAGGAAACCGUUACUCAUAGCGUCUUUAAUUGGUGCAAUUUGUACUUUGCUUAGCGGGGGAUCGUUUUUCUAUCUCCGAGAUGUGACCAAACUCGACACCUCCCUCGUGGCAUUUUUACCAGCGUUAAUUUUGAUCGCCUUCACCUUCAGCUACAGUGUAGGCUUACAGACGAUGCCUACGUUUAUGGCGGCUGAACUGUUCCCAACGAACCUGAAAGCUCACGCCAGCUCGAUAGGGGCCGUGCUUUUUUACGGGUUGGGAACAGUUUCGACGAAGUACUUUCAAUUUACCAAAGAUAACUACGGCCUUUUCGUUCCCUUUUGGAGUUUCGCCGUCUGCUGUACCAUCGGAUUGGUUGUUCUUGUUAUAUUUAUGCCUGAAACCAAAAACAAAACGUUGGAGGAUAUCCAAAUAGAGCUAAGUCAGGGCCACCCUCAUCGAAGCUGUGAUCAAAAACCAUAAAUUUCGGCCAUAAUCUUGGUAAUAGGUCGACAAUACUCAUUUAUACAAA
This is a messenger RNA of Photinus pyralis (common eastern firefly), 1444 nucleotides long. RefSeq names its product facilitated trehalose transporter Tret1-like. The transcript is spliced from 2 exons. The coding region runs from base 1 to 1395 and encodes 464 amino acids. Lineage: Eukaryota; Metazoa; Arthropoda; Insecta; Coleoptera; Lampyridae. Gene Ontology annotation, cellular component: membrane. Gene Ontology annotation, biological process: transmembrane transport. Gene Ontology annotation, molecular function: transmembrane transporter activity. The record is from RefSeq and is a predicted model, not a curated record.